Messenger RNA from Hippopotamus amphibius kiboko, 3935 nucleotides. RefSeq names its product neurochondrin (gene NCDN). The transcript has 7 exons. Lineage: Eukaryota; Metazoa; Chordata; Mammalia; Artiodactyla; Hippopotamidae. The coding region runs from base 655 to 2844 and encodes 729 amino acids. Gene Ontology annotation, cellular component: dendrite. The record is from RefSeq and is a predicted model, not a curated record. Gene Ontology annotation, biological process: neuron projection development; regulation of neuronal synaptic plasticity.
AGAACUACGCACGAGCGAAGGAACCUGGGUCCCCAGGCUGUCGCCUCCCGCUCUCCAGGGGCGGUCUGCACCUCCGCCCGCCCCGCGCGAGCCCCAGGCCCUACGCUCGGGCAAUUCCCACAAGCAAGAUGGCGGCAGCGGCAGCUCCCCCUACGGCUUAGCGCCCAGCUGUGCCAUUGGCUAGAGCCUGGAGUGAGGCCACCGCGAAUUGGUCGAGAGCGCUGCGGGGGUGGGGGUGGAGCUGCAGCAGCCUGGAGCCGCGAGUGGGCAACGCGGCGUGAGCAGCGGCGCCUGGCUCCCGGAGCAUCGCGCUCGGAGACGAUUUCGCCGCUCGGGGCCGCAGCCUGGUGAGCUCAGCCCCCUUCAGGCCCUCCCCUACCUCCCAGCCGUGGCCACACCGAGCCGGCGCUGAUCGAUGCCGACACACCCCGGGGACCCUAUCGCGACUCCAUCGGGCCAUAUCGCGACAUCACCGUGCCCUGUCGAGACUCCAUUUUGUCACGGCCCUUCUCAAUAUAUAGCUUUAUCUUUUAAAAAAAUUGCGCUGUCAUCUUUCGGGGCUGUCCCAUGUCGUGAUUUUGCCGUGAUCGCUCCGUGACAUCACCGCGCCAUCGUGAAGUGUGAUCUCAUCGCCGCCCUGUCGUGACUUCAUCAAUGUCGUGUUGUGACCUGGCUGCGGCGGGACAGUUGGGCAAGGCGGGCACCAUGGCCUCGGAUUGCGAGCCAGCUCUGAACCAGGCAGAGGGCCGAAACCCCACCCUGGAGCGCUACCUGGGAGCCCUCCGUGAGGCCAAGAAUGACAGCGAGCAGUUUGCAGCCCUGCUGCUAGUGACCAAGGCUGUCAAAGCAGGUGACAUCGAUGCCAAGACUCGGCGGCGGAUCUUUGAUGCUGUCGGCUUCACCUUCCCCAAUCGUCUCCUGACCACCAAGGAGGCGCCGGAUGGCUGCCCUGACCAUGUUCUCCGGGCCCUGGGUGUGGCCCUGCUGGCCUGCUUCUGCAGUGACCCUGAACUAGCUGCCCAUCCCCAGGUCCUGAACAAGAUCCCCAUCCUCAGCACCUUCCUCACAGCCCGGGGGGACCCCGAGGAUGCUGCCCGCCGUUCCAUGAUUGAUGACACCUACCAGUGCCUGACAGCUGUGGCAGGCACACCCCGUGGGCCCCGACACCUCAUUGCCGGUGGCACCGUGUCUGCCCUGUGUCAGGCAUACCUAGGGCACGGCUAUGGCUUUGACCAGGCCCUGGCACUCCUGGUGGGGCUGCUGGCUGCUGCCGAGACACAGUGCUGGAAGGAGGCAGAGUCCGACCUGCUGGCUGUUUUGCGGGGCCUCAGCGAAGAUUUCCAGAAAGCCGAGGAUGCCAGCAAGUUUGAGCUCUGCCAGCUGCUGCCCCUCUUUCUGCCCCCGACAACUGUGCCCUCUGAAUGCCUCCGGGAUCUGCAGGCCGGGCUGGCACGCAUCCUGGGCAGCAAGCUGAGCUCCUGGCAGCGCAACCCUGCACUGAAGCUGGCAGCCCGCCUGGCACACGCCUGCGGCUCCGACUGGAUCCCAGCGGGCAGCUCCGGGAGCAAGUUCCUGGCCCUGCUGGUGAAUCUGGCAUGCGUGGAGGUGCGGCUGGCACUGGAGGAGACGGGCACAGAGGUGAAGGAGGAUGUGGUGACCGCUUGCUAUGCCCUCAUGGAGUUGGGGAUCCAGGAAUGCACCCGCUGUGAGCAGUCUUUGCUUAAGGAGCCACAGAAGGUGCAGCUCGUGAGUGUCAUGAAGGAGGCCAUCGGGGCCGUCAUCCACUACCUGCAGCAGGUGGGGCCAGAGAAGCAGAAGGAGCCCUUUGUGUUUGCUUCUGUGCGGAUCCUCGGUGCCUGGCUGGCCGAGGAGACCUCAUCCCUGCGCAAGGAGGUCUGCCAGCUGCUGCCCUUCCUCGUCCGCUAUGCCAAGACCCUCUACGAGGAGGCUGAGGAAACCAAUGACCUCUCCCAGCAGGUGGCCACCCUGGCCAUCUCCCCCACCACCCCAGGGCCCACCUGGCCAGGGGACGCUCUCCGGCUCCUCCUGCCCGGCUGGUGCCACCUGACAGUCGAAGAUGGGCCCCGGGAGAUCCUGAUCAAGGAGGGGGCCCCCUCACUUCUGUGCAAGUAUUUCCUGCAGCAGUGGGAGCUCACAUCCCCUGGCCAUGACACCUCAGUGCUGCCCGACAGCGUGGAGAUCGGCCUGCAGACCUGCUGUCACAUCUUCCUCAACCUUGUGGUCACUGCACCAGGGCUGAUCAAGCGAGAUGCCUGCUUCACUUCUCUAAUGAACACCCUGAUGGCGUCGCUGCCCGCGCUAGUACAGCAGCAGGGGAGGCUGCUUCUGGCUGCCAACGUGGCCACUCUGGGCCUCCUCAUGGCCCGGCUCCUUAGCACCUCUCCAGCUCUUCAGGGAACACCAGCAUCCCGAGGUUUCUUCGCAGCCGCCAUCCUCUUCUUAUCACAAUCCCACGUGGCGCAGGCCACACCGGGCUCAGAGCAGGCAGUGCUGGCCCUGUCCCCUGACUACGAGGGCAUCUGGGCUGAUCUGCAGGAGCUCUGGUUCCUGGGCAUGCAGGCCUUCACGGGCUGCGUGCCCCUGCUGCCCUGGCUGGCCCCCGCUGCCCUGCGCUCCCGCUGGCCGCAGGAGCUGCUGCAGCUGCUGGGCAGCGUCAGCCCCAACUCUGUCAAGCCUGAGAUGGUCGCUGCCUAUCAGGGUGUCCUGGUUGAGUUGGCACGGGCCAACCGGCUGUGCCGGGAGGCCAUGAGGCUGCAGGCGGGCGAGGAGACAGCCAGCCACUACCGCAUGGCCGCCCUGGAGCAAUGCCUUGCAGAGCCCUGAGGGGACAUCCACUGGGGACAGACCCUGGGGCGGGGCGGGUGGCGAGGGAAGGAGGGAGGAGGCAUCUCCCCUGAAGCCCCCAAAUUGGACCCCUUCCCCAAAUUCCCCCUCCCCAAACACCCCAGCUUUCUGGCUUUUCCAAGGGUGAGGGCAUGGUGCCCACCCUUCAAGUGUAAGGAACUGCGUCACGCCCCCUGGGCCCUCUCAGGGGCAGGGAUUGGCUUGGAAAUCAGUGUGGUUGUCCCCCCCAGGCCAGGGUAGGUUGGCGCGGCCCCCAGGGAGGGGGGCACUAGGUGUCAUUGUGCCCCAUGUUUGGCUCCCUCGCAGGAGGGAGGCCCCCAGGUGUGACAGGGCUGGCAGGAGCUGGCUGCCUCAGCCCAUGUGCCCUGCCGGCCAGGGCGUGGGCUCCCCUAGACUGUGGUGCCCCUCUGGCCUCCCAGGUCCACGUCCUUUAAAUUGGCCAUUUGGUUCUUGCCCUUGACCCCCUUGGGCAGAGCGCAGGCUCAGGCCAUUGACAUCGCAGUUCUUCCUAUCAACUUCAGUGACCCAGGGUCUGAACUGUCCCAGCGUUCCAGGGAAGCCUGGGGCAGACAGGCCUGGUGGGGGGGUCAGGAAACCUCCUUCCACCUGAGCUUCCUUGAGGGGACCCAGGAGCUCUUGGGCCCUGGUCUCUAAGCUUUUGUGUCAUGUUGCAGCAGAGUGACAGUGGGGGUUGGGGAGUUAUUUAUUUUGCCUAUCCUUAUCCCUGCUUGGACACCUGAGCAUCUGAUCCCUGUCCCCUUGGUGCCAUCUGGCCUGGCUGGAGCCAGGAACCAGAGGGAUGCUUUCCCAGAACCGCAUGUUUCCUAGUGACUACACCCCAUCACCAUCGCGGUGCCUGGCUUUAACUCCCACCCUGCUUAUGAGUCCUCUCUGCAGAGAGACGCGACUGGCGGCUCCAGCAGGGACUACCUUUCUCAUGAACCCAGGGGACCGCCCCCCCAACCUGAUCCCUUGUUUCCCUCUCCCCUUCCCUCCCCCAGCGCGUUGUGUGAUCUCCAAGUUCAAAGCUGUGCACAUGUGGACACUCAAUAAAUGUUCAUUGAUGACAA